AUGCACGGUCUGACUAUCGUUAAAUCGCUUCUUGUGCGAGUGCUGCUAAUCACACAUGGACUUGUGUGCGCAUGGCGUGUCGUUGAUACCAACGAUAAUCAAUACUGUUGGGUCAUUCUUGUUGGUUUAGGUUUUCUUUUGGUCGAAACGGGUGUCGUGGUUUGGCUGCGAAAUGGACGAGAAUUUCGAACUGUCGCCUUUUGUAUCAUAUUCUAUUUGACAUGUACAGCGCCAUCAUUCUGGAUUAUUCAUGCGAAUACUGCUAACCGGAAGCUGUACCGUUUAGCGGAGAAUAAACUCAAUUCAAGAUCAGCGCUUCCCUCGCAUCAUCACCACCAACAUCGACAUCACUCAUCAAACGAAACGGUAUUUCUACAUGAUUCUCAAAAUUUUCAGCAUGUAUUACCAGCAACUACACCACUUAUCCUUUCCGUUAGACAAAUUGACUGUCAUGAUAAAGCUUGGUACUAUACGGAAGAACAACAAUGGCUUGAUGUUAUUCAAGAAACAGCGCUCAUCGUUUUGUCUGUCAGUCGUUUACUGAUAAGUCGUGAACAUUUGACUAUUGAAAAGAGUGGCAUUGUUUUAAUUGUCAGUCUGAUUAAUAGCGCUGAUCUUUUAUCAAUUUCGCAUUCACUUCAAUAUCAUGAUGUUAUCAUUGAACGAUUUUGGAUGUACAUUGGUCUGGUUCUUCUAACGAUCGGUUUGUUUCAAAUGGCCUUUAUUGACACAGAUGGUUUAGUACCGAUAUCGAAUACAAAGUCUUCAACCUAUCGUUCGAGACCUUUCAGAAGACAAAUCACUCUUAUUCAUGAUGAGAACUUAUGUCCACUUUUCCGAUCAUUGUUUCUCCACGACGGUCUUCUACUACUGUAUCGUUCGUUUUUAGCAGCUAAAGUUCGUUGCAGUAAACCAUCGAUUAUAUUUUUCAUGCUUAAAAACGUUCUCAUGAUUACAUUUCAAUGCUAUCGUGUCUACAACAUCGCCCGAGUUCAUGAAAGGAAACGAGUUUUUGCCGCGUAUGAACAUCUUAUCAAUACCCCCAUGUCGUCACGAAACGAUCGACAGCUAUUGGAGAAAUAUGACCGGCAACGAAACAUCAAGCAAGAACAAAAACUACUACAUCGAACGAUACGUCGAUCAUCAUCGAUUUUACACCGACGAGCAGUGAAAACGCCGCGAACACUCUAUAAUUACACACCUCAAUCGAUUUCAUAUCCCUUUGCACGACGUCGAAACGAUGGUGGUCGAGCACGGACUGCAUUUGCGCUGUACGGUUUGCCGUUUCGUACACCUCAGUUUCCUCGGCCGACUACGAUUUCUUCUAGUUCCAGUCUUCUUGCUAAAGCUUUUGUACAUUAA
Adineta ricciae is the source of this 1362-nucleotide messenger RNA. The record is from the annotation of a GenBank genome assembly. NCBI's taxonomy places the organism in Eukaryota, Metazoa, Rotifera, Eurotatoria, Adinetida, Adinetidae.